Molecule: messenger RNA, 679 nt
Organism: Hibiscus syriacus
Lineage: Eukaryota; Viridiplantae; Streptophyta; Magnoliopsida; Malvales; Malvaceae
Product: auxin-responsive protein SAUR71-like
Exons: 1
Coding region: 153-578 (141 amino acids)
Biological process (GO): response to auxin
Source: RefSeq, a predicted model, not a curated record
UCUCCUCUCGCUUCUAAUCUCAUAUCUUCUCUCCAAGCAAACAGAAAUAUUUCCAGAUUCCGACGACGAUUACAAACUGACAAUUGCUUAAACCCGACGACUUCUCGUUUCUUCUCUUCGUUUCUUUCUCUUUAAUUUUCAUUGAUUACCCUAUGAAGCAACUCAUCCGCCGUUUCACCCGUUUCGCCGACACUUCCGAGCAGUACAUACUUAUCCGUUCGGAUACCGCCUCCAUGCGCCAUCGCACCGCGGUCAGACUCCGGUCCGUAUCUUUCCGUGUCGCGGUCGCUUCUUUGAAAAAGCAUUUGCGCCGGUCGGUACUCGAGGGCCACGUGCCGGUAUACGUCGGGGAAGAGAUGGAACGGUUCGUGGUGAACGCGGAGUUGCUCAACCAUCCGGUUUUCGUUGGCUUGCUCAACAAGUCGGCCAAUGGAUAUAACCAGAAAGGGGUACUUCAUAUUCCGUGUCACGUGCUGAUUUUUGAACGUGUUAUGGAAGCGUUGAGGCUCGGGGCCGAGUCACGUGACCUCCAGGAUCUCCUCCGUUCUUUAUCCGACGACUGUUUUCUGGAUUUGUAGUAGAUUAGAACGACGUCGUUUCUUUUCGGGAGAUCUUUUUGUGUAAAUAUAGAAACUUAUAGGGAAAGUAAAGGAAAAUUAGGGGGGGUUUCCCUCGUAGU